AUGAAGUCCGCUCUGACCAUCACUUUGGCCUCUUUACUGCUGGCAAGCUGCUCCGCUCAGUUCUUCAGGAGACCAUUCGGUAUUUUCGGAUUUGGUGAUGAUGACUAUUUUGAUGAUGGAAUUUUUGACGAUGAUUACUUUGAUGAUGGAUUCUUUGAUGAUGAUUUUUUCGACGACGACGGGUUUGGUUUUAGGCCAUUUUUAAGACGCGGAUUCGGUGGUAUGGGAGGCGGAUUCGGUGGUAUGGGAGGCGGAUUCGGUGGUAUGGGAGGCGGAUUCAGUGGUAUGGGAGCCGGAUUCGGUGGUAUGGGAGGCGGAUUCGGUGGUAUGGGAAGUGGGUUCGGUGGGAUAAGUGGCAGUUUUGGAGCCAUCAGUGGUGGAGCCAGUGGUAUCGGUGGCGGAUUCGGUGGUAUGGUCGGCACACAUAUAGGGGGAACUGGAUACGGAAAGAAACACUACAGCGGAUACGGAAAGACGCGGAUCCCGAAGAAAAUGUCCGGAUAUGGAAAAUCCACUGGUAUCGCUGUUCCAAUGGUCUUAGGAUACCAAUCCAUGGGAUACCAACCUUCGCAGACUUAUUAUGCUGGGGCCUCAAGCUAUCCACAGGGAGGAUACGCCGGGACCUCAAGCUAUCCACAGGGAGGAUAUGCUGGGGCCUCGAGCUAUCCACAGGGAGGAUAUACCGGAACCUCAGGCUAUCUACAGGGAGGAUACACCAGCGCUACUCCAUACUACACUUCAUCAGCCGGUGGCCAGUACUCCAAUAACUACGGAACAAGUGGUGCUUUGUACUAAAUAUUUUAGGUUAUUCUUACUGCUGCCUUGCUUUGUGUCUAUUGUGAUCGAGGAAAACAUUGUAUAUAAACUUUAAAUUAAUUGUUGGUUCGAUAUUUUCUGUAUGCAUGUAAAGAAAGAGUGCGCGCUCACAGCUUCCACGGAAUAUACAGGCAUGAUC
Molecule: messenger RNA, 955 nt
Organism: Ostrea edulis (European flat oyster)
Lineage: Eukaryota; Metazoa; Mollusca; Bivalvia; Ostreida; Ostreidae
Product: acanthoscurrin-1-like
Exons: 3
Coding region: 1-795 (264 amino acids)
Source: RefSeq, a predicted model, not a curated record